This is a messenger RNA of Canis lupus familiaris (dog), 1243 nucleotides long. RefSeq names its product DNA-binding protein SMUBP-2-like. Lineage: Eukaryota; Metazoa; Chordata; Mammalia; Carnivora; Canidae. The coding region runs from base 72 to 812 and encodes 246 amino acids. Gene Ontology annotation, molecular function: RNA binding. The record is from RefSeq and is a predicted model, not a curated record. The transcript is spliced from 5 exons.
CGCGCCGUGUGCGUCGACGCACGGGGUCCGGCCGGGAUCUCCGCGGCCCCGGGCCCGGCGGGUCGGCGGCCAUGGCCUCCGCGGCUGUGGAGAGCUUCGUGACCAAGCAUUUGGACCUGCUGGAACUCGAGAGAGACGCGGAGGUGGAGGAGCGCAGGUCCUGGCAGGAAAACAUCUCCCCAAAAGAACUCCAGAGCCGAGGCGUCUGUUUGCUGAAGCUGCAGGUUUCCAGCCAGCGGACUGGGCUGUACGGGCGGCUGCUGGUCACCUUAGAGCCCAGGAGAUGCACAUCUGCUGCGGUGCUUCCCAGCAACAGCUUUACUUCAGGCGAUAUAGUGGGUCUGUAUGAUGAAGGCAAUCAGCUGGCCACAGGGAUCCUGACACGGAUCACACAGAGAUCAGUCACAGUAGCCUUUGAUGCGUCUCAUGAUUUCCAGCUGAGCUUGGACCGGGACCGGGAGCGGGCCUACAGACUGUUAAAACUUGCCAAUGACAUCACUUACAAGCGACUGAAAAAGGCUCUGAUAACACUAAAGAAGUACCAUUCUGGCCCCGCGUCCUCACUCAUAGAGGUCCUCUUUGGCGGAUCAGCCCCCAGUCCAGCCAGCAAUACAGUCACAGAGAGAGAGAGAGAGAGAGAGAGGCAGAGACAGAGGCAGAGGGAGAAGCAGGCUCCAUGCACCGGGAGCCCGACGUGGGAUUCGAUCCCGGGUCUGCAGGAUCACGCCCUGGGCCAAAGGCAGGCGCCAAACCGCUGCGCCACCCAGGAAUCCCUCUCAGCAUCCUUCAAAUUGAAGAUCACUUAUUUCUGAUGAGAAGAGUAAUAGAGUAUGUGUUAAUCGUAGAAUAUUUGGAAAUAAGUACAUUAGCAGGGGAACAGAUCCCUCAGGAACCUGCCAUCUGGAGUUGGCCUCCCUAGUACUUGUGUAUAUUCUAGUUUUUCCACGUGGAGCACUCUGUCUUUUACAUACAGACAUGUAUGCACACAUGUGCACUGGGACUUUGGGUCAGGUGGUUCUCUGCUGCUUUCUAGCUUUGUGUCAGUCUGGCCAGCCCAGAUCAGGGCACUGUGCCUGGGAGUUCUGCUCACUCAUGGGUCGGGUGUCUCCAUGUAGUCGGUGCCCUAUAGAGCUGGACACAUAGCUGCUGCUCUCUGAGCACAGAGUACACGAGGCAAAUAAUUGGUCUUCAUCAUAGAAGAUUCAGUGAGGAGACACGAUUCCAAAAUUUGCUAAUUCCUUUU